Molecule: messenger RNA, 1117 nt
Organism: Lynx canadensis (Canada lynx)
Lineage: Eukaryota; Metazoa; Chordata; Mammalia; Carnivora; Felidae
Product: E3 ubiquitin-protein ligase RNF4-like
Exons: 2
Coding region: 365-934 (189 amino acids)
Biological process (GO): positive regulation of transcription by RNA polymerase II
Molecular function (GO): transcription factor binding
Source: RefSeq, a predicted model, not a curated record
CCCCAGUGCUUUCCGCCGUCCUGUGGAUAACUCGCGCGCGGAGACCCCUUGCUUGUGACCUUGGGUGUGUUCGCCGAAUGCCACCACCUGCCGGUGCAAGUUCAAGUUAAAAAUUAAGAUUGAGUUGUCUUAAAAGUGGCUCCCAGAAGCCUCACAAACCCACCCACCCACGUGGGAACACAGCACUUGUGGAGGUGGAGACAGGACUGGAACCAGAAUCAGAGUUCAAAUACACCAGAAAAUCUGGGCUCUAAAUUCUUAUGUAAGUCGGAGAGUGACUGACCAACAGCUGGGGACUUUACCAUUCACUGUAAACUUUGGGACAGAUCACUUAUUUCUCUGAAGACUGGAUCCAACAAACACAAUGAAUACAAGAAUGUGCUGCAGUAGCAUGGUGAAUUCCAGACAAACCCGAGAAUUCCGUACAGCUGGGGAAGGAGGCCCUACUCCUGAGAUGGUCUUAGAAACAGAACUGAUAGAUCUCAGGGAAAGUGAUGAAAUAGUUGACCUCACCUGUGAAUCCCUAGAACCUGCAGUGAUUGACCUAACUUGCCACGACUCUGUUGUGAUUACUGAAGAAAGGAGGAGGCCAAGAGGAAACAAAAGGUCACUCCAAAGGCAAACUGGCAACUCUGUGGUGAGCAGUGAUAAGGAGGAGCUGAGGAGAAACAGAGAUGUGUAUGUGACCAACAGGACCUCCCAUAAUGCCCUGGAAGAAGAAGUUUUAAGUUGCACACUACCUGGUUAUAUCCGGUGUCGAAUUUGUAUGGACGGGUACUCGGAGAUUGAACUGAGUAGGCGACAUGUUUACUCUACAGAAUGUGGCCACAUCUUCUGUAGUUGCUGCCUCUGCACUUCCCUUAAAUAUAGUAAAAAUUGCCCAGUUUGUUUGAAAAAAAUCAGCUGUCAUCAGUACCACCGUAUUUAUAUAUGAGGUAUACCGUAUCAUUCAGGACAGACAAAACUUGGGUGGAUUUUUCCAUGUCCUCAUGCAGAAACUGCAGGUUGUUGGCAUCCUAUACACUGGACUCAAAAAGGCUGCUUUAAAAAUUGUUUUCUGGGGUGCCUGGGUGGCUUAGUCAGUUAGCGUCUGGCUCUUGGUUUUGGUUCAGGUCAU